AUGGGCAUCUGUAAAUCUCAAGCUAUACCAUAAGCAAAAGAUGAAUUAGAAAUAAGACAUGUAGAAAAGAAGCCAUCUCAAGACCAAAUAAAAUUAAAACAAGAAAAAGAGGAAAAUGAAGCAGCAUUGAAAAUCCAAAGCACUAUUAGGGGAAAGAAAGCCAAAUAAGAGUUGGAAAAACAAAAGGAGGAACUAAUAUAAGACAAACCUUAGGACUGGACAGAAUAUCACUAAGAAUUUAUUGAACCGCAAUUGCCGGCUUACUUUAAAGAGAAAGUUAAUUAUAAACCAACUAAUCAAAAUCGCUUCUUUCCUCCAUACUUAGAACCAGAUGGAACAAUCUACAAUGGAUAAUGGAAUAAAGGCGAAUAAAAUGGGUUUGGAUAAAUGUUAAAACCUGAUGGCACAUAUCUAAAAGGAUUGUGGAAAAAAGGCAUCUUCUCUGAAGGAGGAGUACUUUAUCCUAACGGGGAAUUUUUUAUAGGAAAUACAAAAUAAGGAGAGCGAUGCUUUACCAAUGGAAUAAUUUAUAAAGGCGAAGCAGACUAUGGAAUUCCUCAUGGCAAAGGGGAAGAAAUAUAUCCGGAUGGCAGCAAAUCUGAAGUGUAAUAUAAAUGCGGCAGAAAGGUAUAAGACUCAAAACAGAAGAAUUAAUGACUAUAUUUCUUAUAGAAUUUUAAAAUAAAUGUAGUUAUAAUUAUUU
This is a messenger RNA of Paramecium tetraurelia, 703 nucleotides long. RefSeq lists its product as uncharacterized. NCBI's taxonomy places the organism in Eukaryota, Ciliophora, Oligohymenophorea, Peniculida, Parameciidae. The record is from RefSeq and is a predicted model, not a curated record. Gene Ontology annotation, molecular function: protein binding. The transcript has 2 exons.